AUGGCUACCAUUUUAAUUGUUGAUGAUGAAAAGAAUAUCCGAGAAGGUCUUAAUCAGUCUUUAAUGAGCAAUGGUUUCAAAACCCUGAUGGCUAACAACGGUCAAGAUGGUCUUUUCAUGAUUAUGAAUGAAUCGGUGGAUUUAGCCAUUCUAGACAUUCAGAUGCCGAAAACCAAUGGCAUUGAUUUAUUUAAAAAAAUCAUUACACUUGAAAAGGACAUCCCUGUUAUUUUCAUCACGGGUCAUGGCAGUGUAGAACUUGCUGUCGAUGCCAUGCGUUUAGGGGCCUAUGAUUUCAUCACCAAGCCGAUUAAUCUAGAGAAAUUAGAACUCAUUGUCCAAAGAGCACUUAAGCAAAAGAAUAUUGAAAAAGAGAAUCAAACUUUAAUUGUCAAGCUGAAUGCCUAUGAAAUGCACAAAAGCAUCAUCGGUGAAUCGAAGGCGAUCAAGCAUUUAACAGGGGUGAUUGAACGGGUGGCACCUUCAAAGGCGAAUGUCUACAUUUGCGGAGAAAGUGGAACUGGCAAGGAAUUGGUUUGUGACGCCAUUCACUCAAUUUCUGGCAGAAAUCAACCUUUAGUCAAAGUCAACUGUGCAGCACUCUCACCCACUCUGCUGGAAAGUGAACUUUUCGGGCAUGUCAAGGGAGCUUUUACAGGCGCCGAUAGCCACAAAGUUGGUAGAUUUGAGCAAGCUAAUCACGGAAUACUUUUUCUUGAUGAAAUUAGUGAGGUGCCUACGAAUAUUCAAGUUAAACUCCUUCGAGUACUCCAAGAAAAAGAAAUUGAGAGGGUUGGAAGUGGACAACCUAUUCCUUUGGAUAUACGUAUUAUUUCGGCAUCUAAUAAAGACCUUAAAAAGGAAGUGGAAAAAGGAAAUUUUCGUGAGGACUUUUUUUAUCGCCUGAAUGUCAUUGACAUCUAUGUCCCCCCGCUUCGUGAAAGGGAGAAAGAUGUCAUACUUUUAGCAAGCCAUUUUUUUAAGACUUUUUGCAAAGCCAAUAAAAAACACUUGGAUGUUACACCUCAGUUUUUUUCAGCUUUGGAUAAUUAUCAUUGGCCAGGGAACAUCCGUCAACUUUCAAAUGUAAUUGAAAAAGUUGUUGUCCUCAACCAAACCGGCAAAGUCACGAUUAAAGACCUCCCUGCCGAGAUCAAAAAGGACAUUAAGGUUAAAGAGACUAUUGAAAUCACACUUGGACAAACUCUUGAAGAAAUAGAAAAAAAAGUAAUUGAUGAAACGAUUCGUUAUUGCAAUGGAAAUAAAAGCGAAGCAGCUAAGGUCUUAGGUAUUGGUAGGAAGACACUUUAUAGAAACAGUUAA
Molecule: messenger RNA, 1323 nt
Organism: Ylistrum balloti
Lineage: Eukaryota; Metazoa; Mollusca; Bivalvia; Pectinida; Pectinidae
Product: regulatory protein AtoC-like
Exons: 1
Coding region: 1-1323 (440 amino acids)
Biological process (GO): phosphorelay signal transduction system; regulation of DNA-templated transcription
Molecular function (GO): sequence-specific DNA binding; transcription factor binding; ATP binding
Source: RefSeq, a predicted model, not a curated record